AUGGUGUCGCUGGGCGUGCCCACUGCCAGGUUCGGCAUGCCGCCAGAUCCUGACAAGCCAGAGCCGCACUAUCCAGGCGUCUCGUCCAACAAGUUUGACGCCCUCGGGGCGCUCAAAGUCUACAGAGAGAGUCUCAAAAAAGAUGCGGAUAUUCGGGCGAAUCAGAUUCAGUUGCAAGCUGAGAGACCUGGACCGGUUCAUCACAGGCGCCGCCUCGAAGACUUGAUGCCCGGCUUGGCUUCGGUGGCGGAAGCGUAUGAACACUUGGGAUACAGUGCUGAUCCCAUCACACGGCGAAUGCUCCCUCCGACACAGUUGUCUGGUCAUGUCGAAGGCUAUCAUCUGUUUUACGAGGCGGACAAGAUCGCGAUGUAUCGCGACAAUCCAAGCGUGUUUCCAAGACUAUGUCCGAAGGCAGGCUGCGCCACUUCGGAAGAGUCGAGGGAGGAGUUUGCUGUCUCAGCCCGCAUGACAAAGCGCUCAUUCAAAAGGCCGAGUGCAGCUUGCAGCCUUGCCAAGCUUUUUGUGAACCUUUCCUUCGCAUUUCAUCUCAGUGAGAUCGUAUCGGCUGAAGGUUGCACAGAGGAAGCGGAACUACCGACAAGCUGGUGCGAGAAGCGACAGAGGGUUCUGGCUCAAGAUGCAGCGACCCCAGGCGAUGCUCGACCUCCCGAGGCCGACAACGAGCACGCCGCGGAGCUUGCCCGGACGGAGCACACCGCGGUGCACACCGCGUACCAAGCAGCGGCCAGCCUCGGGUUUCGUGCUGCCCGCGGAGCUGGGCCUUGCAAGAAGGACUUUCAACGCCACUGCAGCUCCAGUCUAUGCAUUGUCGAUCACGCCCAGAACUGGGCUGUAUGGGCAGCGGCCACAAACCGUCCAUGCAGCAUGUUCUGGGAAGCCGCUGCACGAGCGGGAGUUUCCAACGAGGUUUGGACUGGAGCCGGCAGGAGCGGCUGCCGCUGGCGACGUUAUCAUCACCAGGUCCUCGGUCAGAACGUACCCUGGGGGACCUCUUUCUCAAUGCAGCGUGGAUCGUGA
This is a messenger RNA of Symbiodinium sp. CCMP2456, 1041 nucleotides long. The record is from the annotation of a GenBank genome assembly. NCBI's taxonomy places the organism in Eukaryota, Dinophyceae, Suessiales, Symbiodiniaceae.